AUGGAGGAUAAGCCUCAUGAACAGCUACGGGGAGAUUCUGGUUUAGGGUUUUUGAGUAUAUUCUCUCAUUCUUCACUAUCUCCCUCUGGAUAUGGCUACCAUUUCCACUUUCUACCCUUACAAUCCCGUUCGACCUGCUUCUUCUCCGUCCUCUUUGUUUUCGAAUUUGCGCGGCUGGCAUUUGGUCUCAAAAUCUGCUCGUGGAAGUGGAGCACACAAGUUCGUGGUGCUUGCGGCGCAUUCCAACCCUAAAAUUCUCAAGACUAAUCGGAAAUCGAGGUUCGGACAGACACUAUCUCCGUAUGACAGCGAUGAAGAUGAUGAAGCAUUGGAGGACGAUGACGAGGAUGAUGAUGUGCUAGAUGAUUGGCUAUCUGAUGAAGAAUUUGCAGAGCCUGCUGACUUUAAUUCUAAUGACAAGAAAUUUAAGUCACAGAAGAUAGAAGUAAAAGGUAGGCAACAGGAAAAAGGACGGGAUGCGAGAUCAUUUGAAAGCCCUAAAAUGUUAAAAAGUGAUAAAGUGAUAUCCUUUGAACCAAAUGGCAGUGUAAAGGCUGGUAGAAAUUUAAGGGAGAACAGAUAUCCUCGAUUGUCUGAAGAGAUAAAUUUGGACAAGAAAUGGAUUCCGCUUCUGGACUAUUUAAGCACAUUUGGAAUGAAGGAGUCGCACUUUAUCCAAAUGUAUGAAAGGCACAUGUCCUCACUUCAAAUUAAUGUAUGUUCUGCACAGGAAAGGGUAGAAUACUUAAUGAGUGUUGGAGUCAAGCAUAGAGAUGUAAGAAGAAUCAUUUUGAGACAGCCACAAAUUCUGGAGUAUACAGUGGAGAAAAAUUUAAAGGCCCAUGUUGCAUUUUUGAUGGGUUUGGGAAUACCAACUUCCAGAGUAGGGCAGAUCAUUGCUGCUGCUCCAUCCCUGUUUUCUUAUAGUGUUGAAAAUUCUUUAAAACCAACAGUAAGAUAUUUAGUUGAGGAAGUUGGCAUCAAGGAAAAGGAUCUGAGUAAAGUCAUUCAACUGAGCCCACAAAUUCUCGUUCAGCGUAUUGACAUUUCCUGGAAUAUUCGGUAUAUGUUUCUAACCAAGGAGUUGGGAGCACCCAGAGAUAGCGUAGUGAAGAUGGUGACAAAACAUCCUCAGCUUCUCCAUUAUAGCAUUGAUGGUGGAUUGCUGCCUAGGAUUAACUUUCUGAGGAGCAUAGGAAUGAGAAAUUCAGACAUCCUGAAAGUCAUAACUAGUCUUACUCAGGUCCUUUCCCUGUCCCUGGAGGAGAAUCUAAAGCCCAAGUACCUGUAUCUGGUAAAUGAACUUCAGAAUGAGGUUCAAUCCUUGACCAAAUAUCCAAUGUAUCUUAGCUUGUCGUUGGACCAGAGAAUACGUCCUCGUCAUAGGUUCUUGGUUUCUCUGAAGAAAGCUCCAAAAGGACCAUUCCCACUUGGAUCACUGGUCCCAACUGAUGAAUGCUUUUGUCAGCAGUGGGCGGGGACUAGUUUGGACAAGUAUUUGGCUUUUCGCCAGAGGCUUUUACUCAAGAAAUUUGCUGAAAAAUAUGAAAAAUCAAAAUAAAAUGUGUUGGUCCACUUACAUGAGCACUGGAAGAGCAGUCUUAUGUAAGCUAUAAUAUCAGAAAACCUAAAGUUGUUGAUAUGAUUGUCCAUGAUGGUUGCCGUAGUGGCUGAAGCUCAAUCACUUUAGUUCAUUUAGCAAUAUCUUAUGCUGCUCUGCACUGAUCUUUCAAGACGUUCAAAUUUCUGUCGAAUCUUCACCAAAGCGGUUCAACUUCUGUCAGUUGACUAUUAUUGUUCAUGUCAAAGUCAGAUGGUUCUUUACGAAGUUCUUGUGAUCAGAAAGGCAGAACACAUGAGGUUGAGGUCUGUCAUCUUAAGACGAGCAUGUUUAAUAGUUCAUACAUUAGAUAUGCUCUGUGAGUUGACCUCCAACUCAUCGCAGGUUGUGAACAAUACUGCAAGCAAGCUGUCAAGAUCAAAGAAGUAAGCUGUUGUAACUUAAAGAUCCUUCUUACGGAUGCUGUGGUUGUUACGUCCUCUUUUUCCUUUUUACAGGCAGUAGUGCCCUCUGUUAUUUUUUCCCUUUCAUUCUUUUGUAUAUCUCGUAUAGAGGACUUCUGCUGUUAUAGUUGUCACCAAAAUAAGAACCAUAAUAAUAUAAGAAACAAAAUUCACUUUUGAGCUUUUGGCACGUACACAGUAAACUGUUAAUGCAUUUGCA
Messenger RNA from Neltuma alba, 2224 nucleotides. Its product is annotated as transcription termination factor MTERF9, chloroplastic-like. Bases 92 to 1561 code for a protein of 489 amino acids. The transcript is spliced from 5 exons. Gene Ontology annotation, molecular function: double-stranded DNA binding. NCBI's taxonomy places the organism in Eukaryota, Viridiplantae, Streptophyta, Magnoliopsida, Fabales, Fabaceae. The record is from RefSeq and is a predicted model, not a curated record. Gene Ontology annotation, biological process: regulation of DNA-templated transcription; developmental process.